Talaromyces marneffei is the source of this 795-nucleotide messenger RNA. RefSeq lists its product as uncharacterized. The coding region runs from base 1 to 795 and encodes 264 amino acids. The record is from RefSeq and is a predicted model, not a curated record. NCBI's taxonomy places the organism in Eukaryota, Fungi, Ascomycota, Eurotiomycetes, Eurotiales, Trichocomaceae. The transcript has a single exon.
AUGGCGAAGCCACCAGGUUCCAGCAACGCCGCCGGCAAGGAGCCGAGCAACGAACAAGCUCAGGACUUUGAGCAGGAUAAAGCGAGCAGAAGAAUGACACUCGAUCUUGAAGAACUCAGGCUAACCGACCAGCCACGAGAACCUCUGACAAAAGAGGAAUUUGUGUCACUUUGCAAGAGCAAGCCGGACGAGUUAUUCGAAGGACUUAUUGACCAUCUCUCAAAGCUAGAGAGUAGGGUCCAGGAAGCAGAAAGCAGCCGUGACGACGCCGGGACGGACGAUGUCGAAUUUCUUGAGAAAGAAAACUCUGAUCUUAAGAAACAAUUGAAGGAGCAUCGCCUUGCUAUGGCAGAACUCAUCGAGGAACGAGAUAACGCUCGAACCCAGGGCUCAGCAACCGGGAAGAAGAAGAGCUCCAAGCUUCGUGAUGGAAAGCCACUCAACGACGGGAAAGAUCCCUUAUUCGAAUCAUGGCUCAUUGACGUUGAGACCAAGCUGGCUGAGAACGCUGAUCACUAUCCGACUGCUCGUUCUCGUAUGCAUUACGUGAAGAGCAUGUGUGAAGGCGACGCAGCAGAGCACCUCCUUCCGAGAUUCCGCAACGACUCGCCGUACCGGUACUGUGACGUACAAGACAUCUUCGAUCACUUGAAAACGCUAUACAUGGAUGAGAAUCGGGUGGUCAAUGCUAAGAUGAAGCUGCGCCGAUUGGUCAUGAGGGAGAUGAAGUUCCAAACGUUCCUCUCCCAGUUCACUCUUUUAGCUCAAGAAUCCCGACUGUCUCAGGAAGAAUAG